AUGGUUUCCUUUACACCCGUAACGAGUUCGUCUGCCAAUGAGAAUAAUCAAAUGGCGACAAAUGACAACAGCACCACAAUAACUUCCUCUACUUCUACAACAACUUUACUGGAACAACAGUCACUACGACCACCACAAGAAGAUUCCAACAACGAGAUUGAAGACGGCGAUGAUUAUCGCCGAGAACGAAUUAAUCAAGAAAAUCUUCAACUUGUUAGUCGAGACGAAAAUGAAAGUCCGAAUCACUCAAGGAACGAAGAAACACCCCGAAAUUAUACGGCAGCAACCACAACAAUAAUAAAUAAUACCUUCAAUACACUGACCCCGCCUACCCCUCCAGCGCUUCCUCGAAGGAAAUCUUCAGUUCUUGAUAUUUCUAGUUUACUGUGUGAUUUUGCUUCUGCUUCUGUAGCUUCGCCUGUUAGUGAUGCUUCUUAUGACGACGACAAAGAUGUGAUGGAUGGCGUGUCUACUAGAGAAAAUGAAUCUUUUGUUGGAUCGCAGCAAAAUCAACCCUUUAAUAAUGGUCGAAGCGCUCCUUUUACUCCGGCUAAUUCUCCUCCACUAUCUGAUGAUAAUAAAACAUCAAUCACCACUAAGCCCACACUACGAAUGAGCGAAGAUCAUUCCUCGAAUGGUCCAUUAGUAUUACCGCCAAUAAGGAGUUUUGCAUCCUCGUGGACUCCUCUCGACCAAUUUGCUGCAAUUUCUGAAGCUGUCCGUUCGGACUCGCAGAGAUCCUUAAAGUCACCGAGAUUGGUAAAACCAGAAGCAGAUUUAUCAUUAUCAUCAUCUCCAGAAGAUGGUCAUCGUUAUCAACAACAACAUGUGUCCUCAAAGAAUAAUGCUGGUGGUAAUUCACAAGAGCAUGAGCGUGAACAUUUAUUAAGAAGAUCUUCUUUCGAUACAUCGCAGAUGAGAUUUUCACCACUUGCACCUUCUGCAUUGAAUCCUUUUGCUACACGACUACCUCCUGCUUCAUUUUUAGAAAGACGUCACUCUGAUUCUCCGGCAGCUCAAGGAAGAAAUUUAGAGGCAUCUCGUGUUACGUCUCCUGGGUCAUCUUAUUCAACGUAUGGUGCUGGUGUUUAUCCGGCAAAUGCUAAUACAAAUAGUAAUAAUGGUAAUGGAUACGCUUCAACGUCUCAUAUGUCAAUGCCUCAGCAUUUACCCUCACCAUAUCAUGACCCGUCAAAUGGAACAUCAAUGGUCAAAGCGAAGCGUAAACGGGCAAACGCUAAUCAGCUUAAAGUUCUCAAUGAAGUCUUUCAACACACGUUCUUCCCGUCAACGGAAUUACGUAUUCAGCUAGGCAAACAGUUGGGUAUGUCACCACGUACAGUACAAAUUUGGUUCCAGAAUAAACGACAAAGUUGGCGUAGUAAGACAAGAGCAUCAGCGACCAAUGGAGGCGCUCAAGGUGAUGAUGAUCAAGGAAUGAAUCCUGAAGAGAUGGAUACCAAUGAUGAUAAUAAUAAUAACGGUGGUAGCACUGGCAAUGAUCAUAAUAUGGGAAGAAGGUCGAGUAACUCUAGUAUGAGUUCUUCAGAUGAGGAGGAACAAGAUCAACGAUCUGUGCCUGAUUCGCCGUUGGACAGCUCAUCAUCCUAUUAUCGAAAUAAUGGUGUUGAUGAUUACUUUUCACGGUCUCAAAUUAAUAGCAGCAGUGAAAGUAUAAAUGGCACUUCUACUUAUUCGCAAUUACAACAGCAUAAUCAUCAUCAACAGAAUUAUCAUUCUUCUCCCUCAUCUUCUUCGAUUCAUCAAAAUGAAGAUUAUUUUCAUUCUUCUCAUCAUGGUUACGUUUCGGGUUCAAAUAUUUCAAAUUCUUCGUCUCCUCUUUCCCCACCAUCGUUACUGAAUCACAAAUCAAAUAACGAACGACUACCAAAUAUCGUCUCCUCGUUUUCAACACCAACCGCUGCUGUUCCUUCGACAACAAAUGGGCAGAAUGCAUUUAUGCAACUCGAAGGUCUCUAUAAUUUGUCGCGAACUGCAAAUGGCGACAAUACUGCUAGCAAGGAAUACCAUCAUGUAGGGAAAUACAUCAUCGAAGCAGCUACCGAUUCAGCUACAAUACCAUUUAUUUUCCUUUGA
Messenger RNA from Ambispora leptoticha, 2097 nucleotides. The record is from the annotation of a GenBank genome assembly. Lineage: Eukaryota; Fungi; Glomeromycota; Glomeromycetes; Archaeosporales; Ambisporaceae.